UUAGAACAGCACUUGGGACCUACUACAUACCUAACCCAUCUAUAAAAUCGUCACACUCCGUCUGCUUUGCACAUUUACCAACGUUUUGUACACCAACAAAAGAGGAAAGGUAAGAGCAAAGAGAGAGAGAGAGAGCAAUAAUAACAAUUUUCUAAAGAAUCAUCACAAUCACAAUGAGCGGUGAGGGUAAGACUGUCUGCGUAACUGGAGCGUCCGGCUACAUUGCUUCUUGGUUGGUCAAAUUCUUGCUUCAAAAAGGCUACACUGUCAAGGCCUCCGUUCGUGAUCCCAGUGAUCCGAAGAAGACACAACACUUACUUGAUCUUGAUGGAGCCAAGGAGAGACUUCACUUGUUUAAAGCAAAUUUAAUUGAAGAAGGGUCCUUUGAUUCCUUAGUUGAUGGCUGUGAAUGCGUUUUUCAUACCGCAUCUCCUUUUUACCAUAACGUUAAAGAUCCACAGACGGAACUGAUUGAUCCUGCAGUCAAGGGGACACUUAAUGUUCUUCAAUCAUGCGCAAAAGCACCAUCCAUCAAAAGGAUUGUUUUGACGUCUUCUGUAGCUGCAGUUGCGUUCAAUGGCAAGCCUCGAACGCCUGAAGUUGUAGUGGAUGAGACCUGGUGGUCUAACCCUGAGGUCUGCAGAAAUAUGCAGCUAUGGUAUGUUCUUUCAAAGACAUUGGCUGAGGAUGCUGCAUGGAAAUUUGUGAAAGAGAGAGGUAUGGACAUGGUCGUCAUAAACCCAGCAAUGGUGAUUGGUCCAUUAUUGCAGCCAACUCUUAACACAAGUUCUGCUGCAAUUUUGAACUUGAUAAACGGUGCAGAUACCUACCCGAAUGCUACAUUUGGUUGGGUGAACGUGAAAGACGUUGCCCUUGCACAUAUUCUUGCAUUUGAGAAUCCUUCAGCUAAUGGAAGGUAUUGUCUGGUGGAAACUGUUGCACACAUGUCGGAAAUUGUGAACAUAUUGCGUGGGCUUUACCCUUCUCUCAAGCUCCCUCAAAAGUGUGUGGAUGACAAGCCAUUUGCACCUAAGUACCAGGUGUCGAAAGAAAAGGCCAAAUCUCUGGGGGUUGAGUUCACUUCUCUCGAAGAAUGUGUCAAAGAAACUGUUGAAAGCUUGAAAGAGAAGAACUUUUUUAAUACCCCAUCUGCUAUUUGAGGGUCUUGUGAUGUUCAAGUUGCUCGGCUAUCCUUAUUUCAUUGUGUUUUGUAUCAGCACCAUAUGUUAGGCUCGUGUUUGUUUAACAUAAAACGCUCUGCUUACCGUGUUAUGCAUAACUAUGUGUGGGGAGUAUUGGGAAAUAAAUUUUCAUGAUAACUAAAAUCCUGUGUUUUUUUAAUUUAUCUUUCUAUUGCUCUGGAUGUAUCAGGGGACGUUAAAAUUGAAAAGCUUCUAAAUUCCAUGUGGCCAAGAUCGAAAAAUUUCGAUCUCUUAAUGGUAGACGUUUUAGCACGUGGUAUUCCUCUUCAAUCAAAGGAGAUCUUUUCUUUCAUGCAGCCCUUUUUUCUUGGUAUGAUUCUCA
This is a messenger RNA of Striga asiatica, 1524 nucleotides long. The record is from the annotation of a GenBank genome assembly. NCBI's taxonomy places the organism in Eukaryota, Viridiplantae, Streptophyta, Magnoliopsida, Lamiales, Orobanchaceae.